GCCAAAUGAUGAAGGGGAGGGGUAUAACUUCAGGAUUAUGUUCAUAGUGAGUGCGCACUGAGCGGCAGCAGCAACAGUUUCCCUGCAACACAAAGUUUGCUCCACAGAAAGUUUAAAUGGCCAAAUACAAGCCCUGCCUGGUGUGCUGUUACAUCUCGGCUGGUUUACUUUGCGCGGUUGCUCUGGUCUGUCUGUGCGUCGUCUCUCUGGUGGACAAAGAGUGUCCGAGCAGCAGCUUCACACGCGCGGCUGUGGCUGCAGACUCGCGACGCUGCUCCGAGAUUGGCAGGAACAUACUACAGCAAGGCGGAUCAGCAGUAGAUGGCGCCAUUGCAGCUCUUCUGUGCACUUCUGUGAUCAAUCCUCAGAGCAUGGGGAUUGGAGGAGGAUCUAUCUUCACCAUAAGAAACAAAAAAGGCAACGUUAAAGUGUACAACUUCAGAGAAACCGUCCCAAAGUCUUCUAAAACAAACCUGUUAAAGGACUGUCCCACCUCAAUCCAACUGACCACAGGCAGCCAGUGGAUCGGUGUUCCCGGAGAGCUGCGGGGUUACGAAGCAGUUCACAAACAGUAUGGGAAGUUGCCUUGGGCCAAGCUGUUUGAACCAACAAUUAAACUGGCCAGAGAGGGCUUCACUUUGCCGCUGUAUCUGGGGGAACUUCUGCAAAUUCCUUUAGUGAAAGUGCAUGUGGAAAAUUCAUCCAUCUGUGAAAUUUUCUGCAACAAAAACAGAGCCAUUCUCAGCACAGGAGACAUCGUCAAGUUUCCUAAACUUGCAGAAACCAUGGAAACAAUUGCCAAGCAGGGGGCAAAUGCCUUUUACUCUGGCAAGAUAGGACAAGACUUAAUCCAAGACAUAAAGGCUGCAGGUGGGACUAUGACGAUGGAGGAUCUGAAGUCCUUCCAAGUGCGGGUGAAGGAUGCAUGGACAGUUUCUCUGGGAAACACCAAGAUGCAUCUCCCUCCACCUCCUUCUGGGGGCCCCCUGCUGGCAUUCAUACUCAAACUCAUGCAAGAUUUUCCCUUCAAUCAAAACUCCCUGGAUGUUGACCAGAAGAUUCAGAUGUAUCAUCGCCUAAUAGAAGCAACUAAAUUUGCUAAUGGACAAAAGAGGAGCAUCAACGAUCCUUAUUUUAAUGACGGAAAGAGUGCAGAUCAUUUGAUCAAUGACUCCUUCAUCAAUAACAUCGCAGAAAAGAUUUUUUCCAACCUCACCCAUGAGAACUCCUACUACAACAAUGCCAAGCCUUCCCGGGAUAGUGUUGGGACGACCCACGUUUCUGUCCUGGAUGAAGAAGGACUGGCUGUCUCUGCCACCAGCACCAUAAACCAAGUUUUUGGCGGAGGCAUUUACUCUCCAAGAACAGGCAUCAUUCUGAACAAUGAGCUGCUUGACUUCUGUCACAGAGCAGACAUAGUGAGGGCAGAUGAACAGCCUCCUUCCUCAAUGACUCCGUUAAUACUUGAGUCAAAGUCUGGAGGACUUUUUGUGAUUGGUGGAUCGGGAGGAAGCUUGAUAACCUCCGCAAUGGCAUCGUCUAUAAUAAACCACCUGUGGCUGGGGAUGAAUCUGAAAGAUGCCAUUGCUGCGCCUAUAGUGUUUGUCGAUUCCAGUAAUUACCUGAAUUUUGAGCGAGGUUUUAACAAGUCAGUGAAAGAUGGCCUCAUCGCUCUUGGACACAAAUCUGGGAACUGGAAAUUUUUCCUAAAUGUUGUCAAUGCUGUGGAAAUGGAGAAUGGAUGCAUUGCAGCUGUAUCAGACCACAGGAAGCAGGGAGAGUCAGCAGGAUACUGACCACGGAAGACCACGAAGACGCACCUUCCUGUAAAUAUCUGCACUAAAGAAUGACUCAACCUUUAGCCUUUCAAAUGAAUACUUCGCCCCAAAACAUUGACCAGUUGUGUGUAAAAUACUCACACUAUGUUGAAUUCUUGAAGAAAACUUUUAUUUUCUCACAGAAUCCAAAAACUUCUUUUAAGCAGUGCUUAACACGAGUUUGAGAAUGUAAUGAGAUGUGUGAAAGAUUAUAACCAGAUGUGAAAUAUUUUUGCCAUUCGGAAAUUGGGCCUUAUUUACUUCAAUCUAUCACAGCCUCUCCUUUUUCUGAUUCUUCGUUCACUGCGCAGCCAAUACAAGGUAACAGGAUGAGUUAUUGGUCAUUUUAGAGGUGAAGUAUUCCUUUAAGAACAAAACUGUGCGUCAAUAAAUGUGAUCCCUUUAAACCUUUGUGCUCGCUUAAUACUGAGGCUCUUCAAUGAUGAGCUACUCAAUCAAUCAAGACACUUUUAAUGAUGCCAGUGCUGUCAAUGCUUUUUGUUUUUUCUAUUUUCUAUAGUGUUAUAGGCUCUUUUGCACGUAAAUGGCCUUCAAAAGCCAUUGUUCAAACACUUCUUUUAAACAGUGCUUAACACCCCCCCCUUCCUGAAAUGCCUCCAUUUGAUUCCUUUGUUUACUUCCUGAACAUACUGACAUCACUAUGUAACACUCGCGCUUCUAUAGCCUAGCGCUCCAACACAUCGUACGUGAUAGGUUAAGGGGCAGGUCAUCUCUAAGCGGUUCACAAUUCACAACUGAGCCGACCAGCUAACCAAUCAGAGCAGACUGGGCUCUGGUUUCAGACAGAGGGUGAAAGAGGUGCUGAAGCAGAGGCAGUAUGAUGAAAAAUCAUUUUCAGGUUUAUAUUAGAAAAAAUACUAAUAUAAACCUGAAAAUGAGUAUAAUAUAUCCUCUUUAAGUGGACUGACACACAAUACACAUGAAGCUAUACUCCUGAGAGUUGCUUGAAUGGUCUGUGGGAUUACAGUAUAUUUCGGCAGCAAUCCACAAAGGCAACUGUAUUUAAAUAUAUAUAUAUAUUUAGAGAACCAGUAAGACAGUGAUCAGAGAAUGUUUUAUUUCCUCACUGAACUUUAUAAUUCUUUCUAGGAUUUUUUUAUUGAGCCAUGUAAACCUUCUUAAGCAACUUCUGACUUAAUGUGACCCUAAAAAUGUGACUGUAUGUGAAACAACCUUAUUAUCUGGGCACAUUUUCUAGUAGCACUGUCUAAAGAAAAAUACUUUAUUUUCAUACCAGCAACAUGUAAUUUUCUGUGUUUUAAUAUCUGAAAAUGUUAUGUUUAGUAGUUACACAUUUUUUACAAUUAUUAUCUGUGAAUAUUUGUGAUUUUACAAUAAAAAAUAAUCGGUAAAAAGACGA
Messenger RNA from Eleginops maclovinus (Patagonian blennie), 3198 nucleotides. RefSeq names its product gamma-glutamyltransferase 5b (gene ggt5b). Gene Ontology annotation, biological process: glutathione catabolic process; inflammatory response; leukotriene D4 biosynthetic process. The coding region runs from base 117 to 1796 and encodes 559 amino acids. NCBI's taxonomy places the organism in Eukaryota, Metazoa, Chordata, Actinopteri, Perciformes, Eleginopidae. Gene Ontology annotation, cellular component: plasma membrane. Gene Ontology annotation, molecular function: leukotriene-C(4) hydrolase activity; glutathione gamma-glutamate hydrolase. The transcript is spliced from 12 exons. The record is from RefSeq and is a predicted model, not a curated record.